This is a messenger RNA of Syzygium oleosum, 660 nucleotides long. RefSeq names its product putative F-box protein At3g47150. Gene Ontology annotation, molecular function: protein binding. The coding region runs from base 1 to 660 and encodes 219 amino acids. The transcript is spliced from 2 exons. The record is from RefSeq and is a predicted model, not a curated record. Lineage: Eukaryota; Viridiplantae; Streptophyta; Magnoliopsida; Myrtales; Myrtaceae.
AUGGAGAAGCAUCUAAGAGCUCAAGAGGAGGCUGCUGGAGAAAACUCGGCCUUGACAGAGGUGCCCACAGACGUAAUCUCCUACAUACUUUUGAGACUGCCAGUUAAGAUGCUGUUGCGAUUCAAGUGCGUUUCAAAAUCGUGGUGCUCCAUCAUCGAACACCGGUCGUUUGCUGAUUUAGUUUUAGCUCAGUUACUUGGUCGCUUCGACAUCACCUUGCUCAUCUGUAUCAUGGACAACAUUGAGCCAAGUUGCUUUGGCCGUGUUGGCCGCAGGCACUUCAGCUUAGACCAUCAAACUGGAUUAGCCACUCCCUUGAGCCAACUGGGCCAGACUAUCAACAUGACUGUGGAGGAUUCGCAGAGCGUCAUUGGCCUAAUUUGCUUCGAAAUUGGGGAUCUUACUUACCUAUGCAACAUCAGCACUGGAGAGGUCAAGGCCCUUCCGCCUACCGGUCCCGAUUUCCCCGUCCAUUUGCACCGUAACAUCCGCAGCUUCAGUGUCUUGGGCUUUGAUCCGGUCGCAAAAGCACAGAGUCAUGGAGACAUGGGUUCUGAAUGCCCUCAACCAUUCAUGUGCAUAGGCCUGAAGUUGAUACCAUUCAGUGGUCCUCUGACGGUGUUAGACUAUGAGCACCUUGAGGAUGGAAACAUCAUCUGA